This is a messenger RNA of Pipistrellus kuhlii (Kuhl's pipistrelle), 1434 nucleotides long. RefSeq names its product leukocyte immunoglobulin-like receptor subfamily A member 6. The transcript is spliced from 5 exons. The coding region runs from base 166 to 1434 and encodes 422 amino acids. Gene Ontology annotation, biological process: cytokine-mediated signaling pathway. NCBI's taxonomy places the organism in Eukaryota, Metazoa, Chordata, Mammalia, Chiroptera, Vespertilionidae. The record is from RefSeq and is a predicted model, not a curated record. Gene Ontology annotation, molecular function: inhibitory MHC class I receptor activity.
GACGCCAUGAUGUCCAUCCUCUUCGUUCUUCUCUGCCUCGGUCAGUUGUGGACAUGGGAAAUGGCAGCAGGAGGGGGUGGCACCCCUUUAUUCAUGGGGAACCUCAGGCUCAGGCAGCUCAAGUGGACGGGGCCUGAUGGGAGGGGAAUCAGCUGAGACGUCAGGAUGCAAAUCUCUCACAGGGACUCUCUUCCAGGGCUGAGUCUGGGCCAUAAGAUGCAAGUGCAGACAGGGCCCCUCCCCAAACCCACUCUCUGGGCUGAGCCAGGCUUUGUGAUUCCUGAAGGGAGCCCUGUGACCCUCCGGUGUCAGGGGACCAGGGAGGCCAAAAAGUUUGAUCUGUAUAAAAAAGGAAAAUGUGUGCUUGCGAACACAUGGACUCAAAGGAAGUCCACAGCCAAGGGCAAGUUCACCAUCACACACAUGACAGGGCAGGAUGCAGGGAGAUACUCCUAUUAUUAUAACAGCCCCAGUGACUGGUCAGAGCCCAGUGACACCCUGGAGCUGGUGGGGACAGGAUUCUACAGCAAACCCAGCCUCUCAGCCCUUCCCAGUCCUGUCGUGACCUCAGGAGGGAAGGUGAUCCUCCAGUGUCGCUCAGGGCGGGGAUUUGACAGGUUCCUUCUGACUAAGGAAGGAGAUCACAGGUUCUCCUGGUCCUUGGAUUCGCAGCCACAGCCCAGUGGGCUGUCACAGGCCCUGUUCCCUGUGAGUCCUGUGACCCCCAGCCACAGGUGGAGGUUCCGAUGUUAUGGCUGCUACAAGAACAGAUCCCAGGUGUGCUCACAUCCCAGUAAUGCCCUGGAACUGCUGGUCUCAGGUGAGUCUGGGAAGCCUUCCCUCCUGAGCCAGCAGGGCCCAAUUGUGGCCUCUGGACAGAACCUGACCCUACAGUGUCGCUCUGAUGUCGGCUAUGACAGAUUCACUCUGCACAAGGAGGGGGGACAGGACCUCCCCCAGAGCCUUGUCCUGAAGCCCCAGGCUGGGCUUUCUCAGGCCCACUUCCUCCUGGACACUGUGAGAAGCUCCCACGGGGGCCGGUACCGAUGCUACGGUGGAUACAACCUCUCCUCUGAGUGGUCGGCCCCCAGUGACCCCCUGGACAUUCUGGUAGCAGGAUGGCUUCAUGACAAACCCUCUCUCUCAGUGAAGCCAGGACCCAGGGUCGCCUCAGGAGAGAACGUGACCCUGCUGUGUCAGUCACGGAAACCAAUGGCCAUGUUUCUUCUGUCAAAGGAGGGGGCAGCCGAUCCCUCCCUUCGUCUGAGAUCAGAGCACCGAGGUCAGGAGUACCAGGCAGAGUUCUCCAUGAAUCCUGUGUCCUCAGCCGAUGGGGGCACCUACAGUUGCUACAGCUCACUCAGCUCCUCCACCUAUCUGCUGUCAUAUCCCAGUGAUCCCCUGGAGCUCCUGAUCUCAGGUGAGGGUUCCUGA